ACGAAGGGAAGAAGCGGUUACUCUCAGCGGUGUUAUGUUUUUCCCUUCUACGAUUCUGCAAUAAUAUCCGGAAGUGGCGCAUUCAAGAGCAUGACAUCUGUUCACUGAGCUGUUGCAUCUUAAGAGAGUACUUGCACACAAGCUUUGGUGUGCAGCGAAUGAGGCUGACCCAACGUCAUCAUGGAGACAGAAACAGAAAUGAUUCCCAUCUGGCAGAACAAGCCUCACGGAGCUGCACGUAGUGUUGUUAGAAGAAUAGGUUCCACUCUUCCACUCAAACCUCCGCAGAGGGCAUGUUUUCAGGAGCUCCCAGGUCUGCCCCCUCUUCGUGCUUUUGACGGCCCUGCAGUUCCCACCUUGGCAGACAUAGCCUGGAUCGUUGCAGAUGAAGAGGAGACAUAUGCCAGAGUCAGAAGUGACACACGCCCUCUGAAACACGAAUGGCGGCCCACACCCCUCCUAGUUCUCCACAGGAACUCAUCUGUGCCCAAUUUCCGUCGGGAAGGCAAAAGGAUGGAGGGCCUGAGGAAGCCUGGGGUGACGGCGCUGAACCGAACCACAGCCCUGCAGGAAGAGCUCAGCAGACUGAGAGCUCAGAUCGCAAAGAUUGUUGCAAGCGAUUCAGACUCUAACCCCCUGACCCCCGAGCUGCUCUCCCCUGAUGACACCAGCAUGGGGUUUUCCAUGGCCCCAUUCGAGACUGCGUCCCUCCAGCCGGCGACCGUGGCUCCCGCUUCCUUCGUCAUUAGCGACGUCACUGAGGAGGAAGAGGAGGAGGCAGAAGACGAAGAACUGGUGGAGGAAGAUGAGAAAGACGUAGUCUCCAUCGUCUCUGAGCUCCUUCCCGAUCCUCUGCCUCCCGUUUCCAUGACGGCGUCGGCCACCUUCGAUCUGGACAGGCCCAGCAUGGAUUUCCGGGAGGCGGAGGAAGACACGGUGUCCCUGUCCAAGUCCACCAGCUUUGCCGACGUCAUGGACAUCCUGAAGGACAUGAACAAAAUGAAGAUGAGUAAAGACAGGUACAACAGAGGCUGCACCUCCCUCAGAGAGGAGGACUCGGCCACGCUGAUAUCAGAAGCUCUGAGGAAAAAGUUCGUCCUGAAAGAUGAAGAUUCUGCUGCUGUGAAAAGGAAGUAGUCAAUUUAACCAAAUCCUGCUGCUCCAAUGUAAGUCAGGAUAAAGCUGACAGGAUGAGCGUUUUAUAUAUUUAUCGAACAUUUUGUUUUUCCCGUUAGCUUUAUAAAUGUUCAGUUUUAGGCCUUUGCCGGUACAGUUUAUGCCCACGGAUUGAAAUCCCGCCCAUCUCCCAGUCAGAAAAAAAGCCAAGCUGCUGCUGUUCCUCUGGGAACUUCAUUACGUUUUACAGUGAAGAUCUUACCUGCAGUUAAACAACUCAACGGGUUAGAUCCCUCUUUUUUUUCCACUUAAUGUGCUUACUUUACAGAUGAUUAUCCAGCCUGUAAUCAUCGAGUGAGGAGACUUUGCUGUUAAUUUUCAUUAUGAAAGAUUCAAAUAUUAUGUCAGAUGUUUAAAGAACUUUUUUAGA
Messenger RNA from Cyprinodon tularosa, 1546 nucleotides. RefSeq names its product mitochondrial fission regulator 1-like (gene mtfr1l). Gene Ontology annotation, biological process: mitochondrial fission; aerobic respiration. The record is from RefSeq and is a predicted model, not a curated record. NCBI's taxonomy places the organism in Eukaryota, Metazoa, Chordata, Actinopteri, Cyprinodontiformes, Cyprinodontidae. The transcript has 7 exons. Bases 181 to 1137 code for a protein of 318 amino acids. Gene Ontology annotation, cellular component: mitochondrion.